GAAAACACGCUAACAACACUUAGAUAUUAUUAUUAAUUUGUGAUACUAACUAAAGCGAAGAAGUGAUAAUUAUUUUAAAAUGGAUAUAAAUACUGAAGCAUUAGUCGAAACUCUCAAGUCUUUAAAAUGUACCUACUGUGGAAAUAUACUGUCGAUUGGACCAAUCAUGAUUCAUUCUAUUUCUCAGCAUGAGUAUGAGUACCAGUGUGGCAGAUGCGAGGAUAUUACCCGAAAAGGCCCCCCAGUGAGAGCAUUACUUUAUGAAUCAGUAGCCAAACAUCUUUGGUUUCCUUGUAUAUAUCCAAAAUGUAAUGAAACUUAUCCAUGGGACUUUGUAAAAAUUCACGAAAAAAAUUGUCCACAUAAAACUAAUUGUUGUCAAAUUUCCCAAUGUUUUGAAAAAUUGGAUGAAAAUGAUAUCAUUGCACACAUGACAGAAAAACAUCCUGCUGCCAUAUGUGUUAAUAAUAAUAUUAUUUUUAAUUUUACAAUUAACGAAGACUCUUCUUUCUAUGCUGUUAUAAAUUCCUUUAUAUUUUUGAUAUAUUUUCGCAAUUCUAAAAUAUUUAUAUCAUUGCUUAGUAAUAAUUCAAAUAAUGUCUUCAAUUUUACUGCUAAACUUAGGAAUAUUGAAGAAAAGACCCCUUAUACUUAUGUGAGGGGUAGAGUCAUUAAUAAAUUCGAUGAAAAUCGACAUUGUAGCAACUGCAGAGAUCAUAGACUAUCCAUAGAGAAAAAAUUAGGUCCCAGAAGGUCUUUAAGAAUAGCUAAAGUCAAAGAAGAAGUUGUGGCAAACGAAACUGUAAAACAAGUAGCAGUAGCUGAAGUGAAAAUAUAUCAUUACCAAUUUAUAACAAAUCAUUUCUGCAGAUUGUAUCCAGUUGGUAAUUGAAAUUCAGGACACAGAAGAAGAAUUGUUUUUAGCGGAAUCCACAACCGCGGAUUCAGAUACAAUACGUAAAAUUUUAGAGUGUGUUGUACGUAUGGAAGAUAUGGUUUCAUACAUUUAUAUGUGUAAAGGAGGUCACGAAAUUUGUGCAAAUUGUAUUAAAACGACCCGUGUUGAGCUGGCCCCCCCACUUGCAAAAAAUCAAAAAACAAAUAGCCCUGAUUUAUGAGCUAUUUAUGAGCUUUCAUAUUCCGCAAACUAAAAAUUUUGAGCU
Messenger RNA from Diabrotica virgifera virgifera (western corn rootworm), 1163 nucleotides. RefSeq lists its product as uncharacterized. The record is from RefSeq and is a predicted model, not a curated record. The transcript has 2 exons. The coding region runs from base 80 to 892 and encodes 270 amino acids. Lineage: Eukaryota; Metazoa; Arthropoda; Insecta; Coleoptera; Chrysomelidae.